UCGGCAAUAAUGGCACGGAGUGAUAGCCCACAAAAUGUGUAUUCAUACGAUUUAGACGAUGAGCAGUACAAAAACGUUAUGAAUGAGUGGAACUGCUACGAGCACCUGGUCUGGGUCAAUAUAGUCUACUAUUUGGCUUUACACAUUAUGGCUUUAUAUGGUUUCUACCUGUGCUUUACCGAUGCAUCAUGGUACACCGUACUAUUCGCUAUAUUUCUAUACAACGCGUCCAUAUUUGGUAUCACAGCUGGAGUACACCGCCUAUGGGCUCACCGGACAUACAAAGCUAACCUCCCGUUUCGUAUAAUUCUUAUUACAUUAGAAACAAUCGCUUAUCAAAACUCGGUUUACGAGUGGGUGCGCGACCACCGGGUUCACCACAAACACACCGAGUCAGAUGCUGACCCUGUUAACUCAAACCGGGGGCUAUUUUUCGCGCACUGCGGUUGGCUUAUGUGCCAAAAGCACCCGGAGGUCAGUCGGUUAGGCCACAAAAUUGACCUGUCCGAUUUGCUGACUGACCAAGUGGUUAUGUUUCAAAAGAGGCAUUAUGUUAAAUUAGUUAUUGCCCUAUGUGUUGUAAUGCCUACAAUAGUACCAUGGAGGGUUUGGAGUGAAAACAUGUGGACAGCCUUUUUCGUAUGUGUUACGUUCCGAUACGUAUGGGGUCUGAAUGCGGCCUGGCUGGUCAACUCGGCCGCACAUAGAUUUGGGUACCGACCUUACGAUGUGAAUAUUGAACCGGCAGAUAAUUUAGGUGUUUCCGUGUUUACGUUAGCUAUAUUUCUAUACAACGCGUCCAUAUUUGGCAUCACCGCUGGAGUGCACCGACUGUGGGCUCACCGGACAUACAAAGCUAACCUCCCGUUUCGUAUAAUUCUUAUUACAUUAGAAACAAUCGCUUAUCAAAACUCGGUUUACGAGUGGGUGCGCGACCACCGGGUGCACCACAAGUACACCGAGACUGACGCCGACCCCCUUAACUCAAACCGGGGCUUCUUUUUCGCGCACUGCGGUUGGCUUAUGUGCCAAAAGCACCCGGAGGUCAGUCGGUUAGGCCUCAAAAUUGAUCUGUCCGAUUUGCUUGCCGACCCAUUGGUUAUGUUUCAAAAACGAAAUUAUGGUGAAUUAGUUAUAGCCCUAUGCAUCGUAAUGCCUACGAUAGUACCAAAUUGGUUUUGGGGUGAGAGCGUGUGGACAGCCUUUUUCGUGUGCGUAAUGUUCCGUUACGUAUGGGCCCUGAAUGGGAGCUGGCUGGUCAACUCGGCCGCACAUAAAUUUGGUUAUAAGCCAUACGAUGUGAAUAUCGCACCGGCAAAUAACGUUGGUGUAUCCGUGUUUACUUUAGGUUAG
Molecule: messenger RNA, 1353 nt
Organism: Oppiella nova
Lineage: Eukaryota; Metazoa; Arthropoda; Arachnida; Sarcoptiformes; Oppiidae
Source: the annotation of a GenBank genome assembly